This is a messenger RNA of Bathycoccus prasinos, 1467 nucleotides long. RefSeq lists its product with no specific name. Gene Ontology annotation, biological process: regulation of gene expression. Lineage: Eukaryota; Viridiplantae; Chlorophyta; Mamiellophyceae; Mamiellales; Bathycoccaceae. The coding region runs from base 1 to 1467 and encodes 488 amino acids. The transcript has a single exon. Gene Ontology annotation, cellular component: nucleus. The record is from RefSeq and is a predicted model, not a curated record. Gene Ontology annotation, molecular function: chromatin binding.
AUGAGGGAAACCCGAUCGCACCGAUCGCAACAGCCUUCUUCUUUGGAGAAUACUCGUAAUAAAAAGACGACUCAGACGAAUUUCCCCCAACGGCGAGGAAACGAACACAACAAAGACGACGACGAUAAAGAUUCCUCCAACUACGCGCGAAACGUGCGCGCAUCCCGCGAGAACGGCCUGACGACGAACACUGCUGCUUUUGGUGGUGGUGAUGCGCCUUUCGGCAGCUUUCCCAGGAAGCGGGGCGAGAGAGAAGAAGGGAAUGCUCCCCCGGGGAGGUUUGGGGGUGGUUCUGGCCAACAGCAACACCAACAACAAAAACGAGCGAAAAAAUCCGUCUUUCACGCGAAAGAGCAACAAAAGUCCGCAACCUUCCGCAACCCGGACCGAACGGACGGGACGUAUUCGGACCAAGAGUUAUACGAGCAAGCGAUAGAUCACUUGGAUUACAGACGGUUGAAACGGUAUAAAUUGUGGUGGAUUGAAGAUCCGGAGUAUCACCGGAAGUUGUACGAAGAGAUGGCGAACAUGGGGAGUCCGGUGCGAUGGUCGGAGACGGACGAGGACGAGAGGAUCGAGAAUAUCUUGAAUCCUGAGGAGAAGAAAGGGAGGAAGAAAGUGCAAGGGCCUUCCUUGCCGAAAGCGAGCGACGACGAGGACGAGAUGGACGAGAAGAAAAAGAGGAGAAAGAAGACGACGAAGAAAAAGCAUUCGAGCAAGGAGAAGAAGAAGAGGAAGAAGGAGAAGAAGAAGAGUCGAAAAUCUUCCUCGCGGCGCAAGCGCCGAGGAGGCGGCAGCAGUAGCGAGAGUAGCAGCGAGAGUAGCAGUAGCGAAGACGACGACGACGAUAUCGACGAGGGCGAGUUGGUACCAGAUUUUGACGGCGGCGAGGGCGGGAAAGGUAAGGACGACGAGAAGGAGCAACCCGAGCGUUUCUUGCAAUUUUUAGAGAAGGAAGAGAGAGAGAAGAGAGAAAAACUCGUCGCCGCCGCAGCGUUAGAAGAACGGAAGAAGAAAGAAGAGCGUUUGCAAAGCAGCGCGGGAGGAGAAGGAAAAGAAGGAGCAACACAUGUUGCGGUCGAUUUCGGCCCGGCGGCGCCGCCUCCCGAGGACGAGAAUAACCUCGACAUCGCCGCCGGAAUACGAAAACCGGGAUACGGAGGUCAACUCUUACCGGGCGAAGGCUCCGCCAUGGCGCAGUUCGUGCAAUCCGGGGAAAGAAUCCCGCGGAGAGGCGAAGUCGGGUAUUCGAGCGAGCAAAUCGAAAACUUCGAAAAGAUGGGAUACGUGAUGAGCGGCAGUCGACACGCGCGCAUGAACGCGGUGCGAUUGAGAAAAGAAAAUCAAGUGUAUUCGGCGGAAGAGCAAGCGGCGUUAGCGAUGAUUAACUACGAGGAGAAAGCCGCGAAGGAGAAGCAAGUGAUGGAAGAGUUGAAGAGGUUAGUCGAUCAAGCGAAGAGGGAUUGA